Messenger RNA from Eupeodes corollae, 2634 nucleotides. RefSeq names its product nuclear pore complex protein Nup93-1-like. Gene Ontology annotation, molecular function: structural constituent of nuclear pore. Gene Ontology annotation, cellular component: nuclear pore. The transcript is spliced from 11 exons. The record is from RefSeq and is a predicted model, not a curated record. Gene Ontology annotation, biological process: poly(A)+ mRNA export from nucleus; protein import into nucleus. The coding region runs from base 142 to 2574 and encodes 810 amino acids. Lineage: Eukaryota; Metazoa; Arthropoda; Insecta; Diptera; Syrphidae.
UAACAUCAAUUUUUUUGUGUGGUUAGAAAUUUCGCGGUUUUGCAUCGGAAGCGGUGUAUUUGUAAAACUUUUGUUAUUUCUUCUUUGCCAAGAAUAUUGUAUUGUUUUUUAAUUUUCUAAGCAUUUUAAAAGUUAAAUAAAAUGGACUUUAGUUCACUCUUACAACAAGCCCAACGGCUUACAAAUGAAACACAAAACACCGAGGAACUUCCACGAGUUGAACGAACAAUAUCUCAAGUUUUGCAAGCAACACAAGAACUUCAUUCACGCGUUACACAAACUGGCGCUCAAGAUAUUCAAGCUCAUAUUCUUCUGGGUUCUAAGGGAAUCGAUUUGCCAAAAAUAUCCCAAAAGCUAGAAACUCUGAGCACAAGGAAGACAUUCGAGCCACUCGAUCCAAUCGCCGAUACUGAUAUUCAGAGUUUUUUGAAGAACGAAAAGGAAAAUGCCAUUCUAUCUGUUAUUGAGGAAGUUCAUAAAAACUCCUAUCAAUCAGCACAGAAACAAAAAUGGGAGCACAUAAAAGCCGACUGGCGCCAGGAGAAACUUAAGCUUUUGAACGCUCUCAUUGGCCCCUCUCAAAACUGGAUAGACAUUCAAAAAAUACCCGAACAAACAAUUCUCAAUGAAACUUCCGGUAGUCGUUCUUGUUUGAAUCAUAUUGAAAUGGCAUAUGCACGUGAAGUAUGCGAAUACAACGCCCUCGUCAACAAGGGUGCUCUCCGACCUAAUCUCGUUCAGAAAUUCGCCAAAAUAGCUGAAAACUUUGAGGAUCAAAAAAUUACAGAAAUAUGGGAAAUCAUGAAAUACAUGGUGAAUGUUACACCAGUUUCACGAAGCCGUGAUCCCAUUCAAAGUCGCUGUAAAGUCCAUCAGUUUAUCGAUCAAGCCAAAAAAUACCUAGAAAACAGAUAUAAAUUGUAUAUGUCAACCAUAAUCAGUGGAAAUCUGCGAGAAGCUCAACGUGGUGGUGUUCCGAGUAUUUUCAAUUUGGUCUCAUCGUUUGUGGGAUUGACUCUAAAUCAGGGAUCUUGUUUUGGCCUUCAAGACGUAACUAUCGAAGGCAAACCGCUCUGGCCAAUGGUCUACUAUUGCAUGCGUUGUGGUGACUUCCAAUCAGCUUUGCGUUGUAUGCAAAUGGGAGGAGCUGGCCAUGAAGACUUCAUCCAUGUUCUUGAAGACAAAAUAAAUAAACCCGAACAGAAAAUCAAUUCAAAACUGGAGGGCCAAUUAAAACUGCAUUACUGCAACAAAAUCAAAAACUCUACAGAUCCUUUCAAAAAAGCGGUCUAUUGCAUUAUUGCCGGUUGUGAUAUAAAUGAACAACAUUUAGAAGUAGCCAAGACCACCGAUGACUUUUUGUGGAUUCAAUUGUCAAUUCUAAGAACAGAUUCCUCCGAUAACUCGGAAAUCUUAACAUACUCAGGUCUGCAAACGAUGAUAUUGGAAAAAUACGGCGAGAAACAUUUCAAUGCUGGUGAACAACGUCAUCUAUACUUCCAAGUCUUGGCUUUAACUGGCCAGUUUGAAGCUGCCAUUGAAUUUCUAUCUCGUACUGAAAAAUAUCGCACUCAUGCUGUUCACAUUGCUCUUGCCUUGAAUGAGCUAUUCCUGCUUGGAGGUACAAGAAAUGUUCAAGAACCUUUGUUAUCCGUGGAUAUAGAAGAUCCAGUUCCAAUGCGACGAUUGAACAUUGCUCGUUUGGUGAUGCUGUAUGUUAAGAAGUUCGAAAUCACUGACCCCGCUGAAGCUUUACAGUACUUCUUCUUUCUGCGCAAUCUCAAGGAUCCCGAGGGACGGAAUUUAUUCCUCGUGUGUGUCAGUGAUUUGGCAAUUGAGUGUCGAAAUUAUGAUUUAAUUUUUGGCAAAAUGCAACCUAAUGGUAUUCUUGUUGGAGGACUCUUCCAACAGUUUGAUUGUGUUGAUUUCGAUACUCGAAUAGCAGCUGGUAUGGUUGCAGAGGAUUUGGUCAAGAAAGGAAUGUUCGAAGAUGCAAUUAAGAUGUUUGAUAUUGCUGGGAUGCAAGGUCAAGCAUUGCGUUAUAUUUCUAUUCUUCUAUCACAAGUUGUACACCAAAGUUCAAAGAAAGGUUCUCUCAGAGAGCGAUUGCAGGUUUUGGCAAGUGAUUUCAGUGACAGAUUAAGAGGCAAUAAAAUUGAAUGCGAACCUCAAAUCAUUGCCACUUUUAAUUUACUCAAUGAACUUGUACAAUUCUUCGAUUUCUAUCAUGAGAAAAAAUAUCAUUUGGCUCUGGAGGUUUUAGCCAAUACAAAACUCGUUCCGAUGUCAAUGAAUGAUUUGGAAGAUUCUAUUAAUAAUUUUAAACGAAUCGGCGGUGAAAUAUGUAAAGUUUAUCCAGAUAUUCUUUUGGCAACGAUGGACAUUUUAUAUAGUCAAUAUAAGAGCAUUCGAGGAAAGGAAGGUGGUGGUUUUAUUGACAGUGGUAGAGACAGGCAAUUGGCACAUUUAAGAGAAAAGGCUAAAGCCCUAACAAAUAUGGCUGCAACUGUUCCAUACAGGAUGCCCGGUGAUACAAAUAAUCGACUCGUUCAGACCGAGAUUCUUAUGCAUUAAGAGAAAUUUUGUUAUUAUAAUUAUUUUAUUUCUUUUUUUUUUAAUAAACUCAUAAAUGUC